Molecule: messenger RNA, 1738 nt
Organism: Condylura cristata (star-nosed mole)
Lineage: Eukaryota; Metazoa; Chordata; Mammalia; Eulipotyphla; Talpidae
Gene: GJC3
Product: gap junction protein, gamma 3, 30.2kDa
Exons: 2
Coding region: 326-1138 (270 amino acids)
Biological process (GO): cell communication
Cellular component (GO): connexin complex
Source: RefSeq, a predicted model, not a curated record
UCCACACUGGAAAUACUCCAAAGCUAUUGCAACCCUUUCGGAUGAUCUGAAAUUCCUGUUUCGGCUCACUUGGUAGCCAGACCCCCACCCUCAGUAACAGAGGGUUAUUCUUCAGAGCUCAUUGUCUCGCUGCAGGGCUGCCUGCUACGCCAGCUGCAAUUCUCUGACUCUUCACUAAGGCUGCCAGGAAUGAACGGGAGGGGGAAGAAGUGGGUGGUAGCAGGAGGCAGGGCCCCCAGGGGGAGCUGGGACCCUGCAGCUCCAGUCUAAGGACGACUUUCUGCCUCUACCUCCUGUUGCUGUGCAUCUGUCCAGAGUUGCCAGGAUGUGUGGCAGGUUCCUGCUUCGGCUGGUGGCUGAGGAGGGUCGGUACGCCACCCCUGUGGGGCGCCUCCUGCUUCCCGUGCUGCUGAGCUUCCGCCUGACGCUGCUGGCCGCCAGCGGGACAGGGGUCUAUGGUGAUGAGCAGAGUGAAUUCGUGUGUCACACGCAACAGCCAGGAUGCAAGGCGGCUUGCUACGACGCCUUCCACCCUCUCUCCCCACUGCGCUUCUGGGCCUUCCAGGUCCUUUUGGUGGCUGUGCCCAGCGCCCUCUACGUGGGCUUCACCCUGUACCAUGUGAUCUGGUGUUGGGAAGAACCGGAGAAGGCCAAGAAGGGGGAGACCCAGGUCCUGGCCAGGGAGAGCAGCAGGGAGCCCUCAGAGGCUGGACGCCCCAGGCUGCUCUGGGCCUAUAUGGCCCAGCUGGGCGUGCGACUGAUCCUAGAGGGCGUAGCUCUGGGGGGGCAGUACCAUCUCUUCGGGUUCAAGGUGCCCAGCUCCGUUGCGUGCCGCCGAGAGCCUUGCCUGGGCAGCAUAACCUGCAAUCUGUCCCGCCCUACCGAGAAGAGCAUCUUCCUGAAGACCAUGUUCGCGGUCAGUGGACUCUGUCUCUCUUUUACUGUUCUGGAGCUGGUGCUUCUGGGCCUGGGGAGAUGGUGGAGGAACUGGAAGCACAAACUUUCCUUUUCUAAGUACUUCCCAACCUCAGGGCGUACCAGAAGACCCAAGGAAGCAAGGGGUAGCCUCCCAGUGGUGGAGCAGCUCCCAGAAGCAGGUGAGAAGGGGGCCGGUGCCCCUCUUUCUUCCCACCCCUGAUGCCUCUGUGCUGCGGGCCUCCCACGGCAGCCGUCGCCCUCGAGAAGCACCGCCCACAGAGCAGACACCGGGACGGGCAGACGGUUCUGACCGCUGCUUCCAAGCCUUCUCCCUCUGUUCCUUCCAGUGACCCCGGACCAGAGCCCUCACUCGAUGCACCUCCUUCCCUUGCAGUAGCACUCUGCCCGUUUAGAAAGUCUCAGUUUCUGGUUGGUGCUCUACUUUGCAGAGUUGUGAAGAAGACACCUGUCUCAACACGGAAGGAAACACUAUGAUUGGCCCAGUGAGUAGGGGUCUAUCUCCAGGACGCAUUCGUGGCUGUUGAACCAUCUGGAAGAGCUAUGCUGUCCAAAACCUCUCCUCGGAGAACUCCUGCUCGAGCUGCUGUCCAGAAUUCCCCGGUGUUGGUGUCUGUUUUCAAGGGCUCCUUCCAGCAUACCCAGUCAGCUCUCAGAAGCAUCCCCAUGGCCGAGUCUUUCCCUGUCCCGCACACUAAGCUUUGACUGUGGUUGGCAAUCCUGUUGCUGAAGACAAUCCUCCUUCCUGUCCUCAUUUUGGUUCUUCUGUGCCUGCAAAUUCUCAACAAAGAGCAAUUACCUA